UACAUUUGCACGAAUACAUGAGUUAUAUUUUAAAAAUAGGUUGUAAUAGUUGACAGAUCAAAAAAAAAAUUAUUCAUUAUAAAUUCUAAAAUGAUUGUGUUUAGAAAGAUAUUUAUUUUUUACAUAUAUAUAAAUUUUAAAAACAUAUAUUACCAUUUACAUAAGAUAAAUAUUUUUUUUUGUAAACCAAAAAUAAAUACCUGCUCAGGUGCGCGGGUUCUAGUUGUUUCAUUAAUUUUUCAUUUUUAGGUUUAUUCUAUUUUAAAAUACAGAGAUUUCAGUUAACUGAUUUUUUUUUAAUAGAUUGAAUGAUUGAUAAUUUGGAGAUAACAUUUCAAAAAUAAAUAAACAUUUUGGCUAUUAUUUUAAAAUUUUGAAUAUAACUUUUGUUUUUUUUUUUUUUUUUUUUUUUUUUUUUCAAAUAACUUUUGUUAAUACAUGAAACAAAUAACUUGACAUGGAUUUUAAUUGAGUGACAAAUAAUUUUCUUCGUAAUUAUAUGUAUAUUAUAUGAUCUUAAAUUAUGUGUAACAUCAAUAUAAAUAUUUUAAAUAAAAUAAUAUAUGUAAACAAGAAAUAUAAGGGCAAGUAUACAUAUGUUCGAUUAUUUUCAGAUAUCCAUUCGGGUUUGGAUAUUACCCGUUCGAGUUCGGAUAUCCAGUUUCUCCUAAAUUAAUACACAUUCAGGCAUUUUGCUAUAUCGGUUUGGAUUUCGAUUCGGGUUUUUCGGAUCGGCUUCGGAUACGGGUUCAAGUAUCGGGUAAAAUACCCACCCCUGCUAUAUAUCAUAAACAAAGGAACAUAAUUUAGUUAAACUAAUAGUAUUUCUAAAUUUGGGAGUAGUAUUAUAUUUACAUGUUCAUAUUUUCAAGGCUAAUUUUUUUAAAAUUUUGGUAAAUAAAUAUUAUUUAAUUUCAAGUUAUACUAAAAAUCUGUUUUAACAUGUUGUACAUAUAAAAGUCAUUUAUUUUAACAAAUCAUAAAAUAUUAUAAUUAAAAAACAUAAAAAUUACAAAGUGUAAAGUCUGACCUAAAAUAAAUACCAUGAGUAAGCCGAAAUUACAAAUUCAUCGGCAAAUUUAAACCACCUGCGAAAAGGAAAGACUAAGAAAGUAGAGAUGACAUCUCGGCGUUCCGUCGAUGGCUGCAACAAAAAUAAAUCCAAUGGAAGAUAAAUAGCAACAUUUUUUUUAUGUUUUUGGGAGACAUAAAAAAAGGAGAAUUGUGAAACGGAUCACGAAGAGCAGGUGGUAGCAAAUAUUAUGCCAUCUCCAACAUCAGAGGCUGUAGAGGAUGAAGAGUUGAUUUUGAGUUCAACAAUGGAGAAAGAUGCUGCAACUAUGAAGUAUAUCGAAAACCAUUACAACAAACGCAUGGCAUGAGACACAUAAAGGCUAAGGCUCCGGCCAUAGAGGCCAAACACUUGGUAUGAUUUUGAUUGAAUUCACUCACCUUUUUAUGUGUUUUGUGUUUUGAUGAUGAGUCAAUAUAACAAUGUGUCAAGGUUGCUGAGAAAGAACAUGUUAACCCUUCAAACUAUUUCGAUUUCUAUGGGAAGGUUCUUAUAGGUAUUGUAACUAAGGAAUAUAUUGUUUUGUAUGCUAAAUGAUUCAAUAAAGUCUCUCUAUAAAUUGUUUGGUGUUUUUAUUACUUUUAAUACUAACUCAGUUUUUCUUUUAUGUACUCCCAGAAUCAAAGUGCAUGGUCAAUAUUUUCAAUGUUGUAAACAGAGCUUAACAUGCUCAAAAGGGUUUGAAUGCUCCAAGGUUAAAAGACUCUCCAAAAUUAAAAGACUAAACGUAUAAUCUUUAGAUAUUGAUCUUUAGCAUGAAUCUUUCCGUAACUAUAACACUUCAACUAAUACGACUUUAUAUAUCUAAAUUGUCCUACAACGCACUGUGUCACAUAUACAGAUUAUUUCAGAUCUUUAACCUCAACUAAAUAGUCAUCGAUCAUAAGAACAAAGACUAUAUCCCGCGCGAAGCGCGGACCGACCCUAGUUUUCAUAUAAGUUAUACUUUUCUAAACUCCACACCCUUUUAUAACAACUAAUGCUAUACCAUCCUAUUGUUCAUGUUUUAAGCAACAAUAUAAUAAGUAGCACUAAAAACAGGAGGUAUCUUUAGUUAACAAUCAAACCUCAGUUCCAUUCCUAAGAUCUCAACAUUUAAUAAUUACUACAAAUAAACUUACAUGUUUUUGAUAAGAUUAAGCUCUGUUCUGAAAUGAUUUUGCUUGGUAUCCUUUAUACAGAUUACCAUUAUAUUUUUAUAAAUUUCAUCUCAGAACAAUACAAUCUUUAUAUAUAUAAAUCACAUUACUAAUUUUUGAUGCAAGGAUAUAUUUAGCAUAUGAUAGAACAUGAGGGGAUGUAAGAAGGGAUUAGGGGGUCAACUGACCCCACCUCAUUUUGAAAAAUAUAGAGAAAUUUCAUCCUGUAUACAAAACUUUAUUUCUGACCCCAUGAAAAUAUUAUCUCUGACCCCGUAAAAAUUCAAACACACUUAAAACAAAAAGAUAAAACUUAAUUACAUAACUAAAUGAUCAAAUGGGUUUACGAAAAAAAAUUCCAACUAACUAAAUUUUGAGUUCAUAAUAAGUUUAAGACCAAUUUAAAUAUAAUAAUAAUCACUAACUAUUGUUGGUUAAUUAAAAAUUAAUUAGUUUAUUUUUAUUUUAGAAAACAUAAAGUUCAGAAUAUGACUUUAAAAAUCUGUCUUUGUCUCUUAUAUUUUGAGUUAAUUUUUUGUAUUCUUUUAAAUCUUAUAUAUUUUAUACUUAUAUUUGAUGAAAUUGACAAUUAGAAUUAAAUUCCUAAAUUUUAUGAUUUUUUUAAUUAUAAAAGUUAAAUAUUGUUAACUACAAUUUUUAAAAUUUCUUAAAAUAAAUCAUUUUAAUUUAUCAAAUAGAUUCAUUUUUGAAAUUUCUUAUCUAUAAAUAAAUAUUAUAAUAUAAUUAUAAUAUUAAAGAUGAGAUAAAACAGAAUUUCUUAUUAAAAUUUUUUAGCUUUGUAAUUUUGAAUGUGAACUUAUAGAGAAUACAUAAUUUUAUUAUGCAAAAUAAAUUUGUAAGUUUUUUAGGUAAUUUAUACAUUUUUUAUAUUUUCUUUUUUUUUCGGUAAAAAAAAGUUCUGGCUCUGUCACUGAUAGAUUAAUACUUGAUGCUAUGAUUACAUCAUAAUUAAAGGAAGUUGUCCAAAAUGACUCAAAACUUGAUUUUAUAUGUAAAAGUGUACCCCAAAUUCAAUCAAAUACAAAAGUAACCCAAAAGGAUAGUGAAAUUACAACAAUCUCCAUAUGACCAAACAAAAAAAACAUGUAUUAAGUUAUCAUUAUAACCCUUCGCGUGAGAAGACUUCUUUUGAAGUCUUCUUAGAGAAUACUUCUUUAUAAGUCUUCUCAUUCAGUAGAUCUUUAAAAUAAUUUAAAUUUUUUAUAAAAAAAACAUUUUGAUCGGAAAAAUUGAAAUCAUUUAAUAAUAAAUAUUUCUAAACCAUGUAAAUUUAGUUUUACUAAAAUUGAAUUAUUUUCAACAUAGAUGAGUGAAAGUCAAUUAACUCAUGAUAGUUCUUGGUUUAUGGUUUGGUAACAUAUGUUAUAAUAUUGUUAGUAUAUUUAUGGUUAGAUUUUGAAAUCUUAUCUUUUUUUAAAAAUUAACCUAUAUGUGUUUAGUGACUAUCUAAUAACUUGAUUUAAACACUUUCUAAGUAUCUUAAAAGUUUAAGGAAGUAUUUUUUUGUUUAGCUAUUCGAUUUAGGCGGAAAACCUAAAUUCUUCUUAAAUUUAGGCGGAAAACCUAAAUUCUUCUUAAAUUUAGGCGGAAACCAUAAAUUCUACUAAAAUUCAGGCGGGAUAUAUUAGAAGUCUUCUCAUGUAUUAGAUCUUAAAAGUAAUUAAUAAAGUUUAUAAAAGAUUAUGAAAGAGAAAAAAAUCAAAAUCAUGUAUUAAAAACAUUUCUAAAUGAUGGAAAUUUAGUUUUACUAAAAUUGAAUUAGGUUUAAACAUAUAAGUGAAUGUAGGUAGAUUGAGUCAUGAUAGCCUUCGGUUUAGGGUUUGGCAAAAUAUUUUAUACUAUUGUUGGUAUUUUUAGGGUUAUAUUUUGAAAUCUUAUAUUUUUAUUUUUUAUUUUAGUUUGACAUAUAUGUGUUUAUUGACUAUCUAAUUACUUGAUCUAAAAACUUUAUAAGUUUCUUUUAAGUUUAAGGAAGUGUUUUUGAUUAGUUAUUUGAUUAUAGGGUCUUGAAGACUCCGAGAAAACUUUGGUUUAGAGUUUAGUAACAUAUGUUAUAGUAUUGUUUGUAUUUAGGGUUAGAUUUUAGAAUCUUAAAUUUUAAAUAAAAAAAUUAACAUACAUGUGUUUAGUUUUGUGUAUAUUAAACGUUUUAUAAGUUGAUUUUAAGUUUAACGAAUUAUUUUUUCCUAUUUAGUUAGUUAUAUGAUUUUGGUGUCUUUUAGAGCCUUUUGAGUGCAUAGCUGAACAGAUGCGUCAGAUUUUUAGCUAUGAAUGGAGACCUUAACACCAUUAGAUUGAGCCUAUAUUUUACCAGACGGUAGAGCUUUGAGUUAUAUUUCCAAUGCCGCCGGUGUGAGGUCAAUCAGCAUCCUGUAGCAGAAGUUAUGCCCGUUUUACUGAAGAGUGAUCAGUCUUCCUCGCGAGAGGAAACUGUUGAGGAGAUGAAGGACUGUCGAUCGACGGUGCAUACUUGGUGUUGAUUGACAGUGAUUCCAGAAUACGGGCCCGCAUAGUUUAUGACCGACUUAAGCCUAGAAGACACCAUAAAUUACCAAGAUGCCCCUGGACGACUUGAAAUCCUAUUUAUGUUAUUUAUAAGCCAUUGUUGACGGCUAUGCUAUCUAUGCUCUCUUAAGCUUUCUAUUCAUUGCUUCUCUUAGUUAGGAGAAAAGGAAGGAACUCUUUCAGAGUCCUCCUGGAACUCCAUUGGUUUUUGUUUUUAUAUCUAUUGUAAUUUUAUAUUUAUUCUUUCUAUGAUUUAUGUGACAAACUUCAUGCUUGAAUAGAUCCACCUGUUUUCAGAUAGGUUAUGAGGGAUUAGCUCCAACUAUAGAUUUCUAGUUGUGAUAUUCAUCAUUAAAAUUGUCAUUAAUGCGUGUUUCUAGUUUAGCUAGCUAUAACUUGAGCUUGGAGUUGUAGACUCAAGUCAUCACUUGUAUCUCACCCUGAAUCCAUCCUAAUUGAGCUAAGAUUGCUAGAGUAAGGCGAGAGCUGAUCUAGGAAGUCUAGUGAGCACAAUUCCACCCGUGUGUAAAGCUUGACUAAACACGUCGAUCAAUAUUCCAAUCGAAUAAUCGAUCGACGGUUCAACAAGUGUAUCGAUCGACACUUAUAUCUGGCCAAUAGACAAACCUAGAAAGAGAGAGCCGAUCGGUUUGUUUAUAAGUGUUGAGCUCUAGCAACCAUCCUUCCACCAAACAACUCUCAGUCCCAUAAGAACAACUACCUUGUUCGCCCUGCAAUUUAUUAUAUUUACUACGUUAAUACCUAUUAGUCUAGCUUAAUCAUAUAACUAUUAGAUCUUUUGUGUGUCCUAGCUCUCUAUGGAUUCGAUUCCUAAGUACUACAACUCGGCCUCUUAUUUGAGAGAGUAUAAAUCACUCCUUAGAGUAAUUUGAGUGAUAUCAAUUAUUGAAGUUAUUGGUACAACAUACCAAGAAGUUUUUUUAACCAUUCUAUUUAUUCAUAACAAAACACAACAACACAAAAACAUAGUUAAAUUUACUAAAACUAUGAGAGAGGACUUCACAAGAAAACUUAGUCAAAUUCACAAAAUAUCAAACUUUAAUUUUAAGUGAAAGUUAAAAUUUUAAAUCUCAUGUAAGUUAAAAAAUUAUACUUUAUGAUCUAAAAAGAGUAAAGACACAUUAAAGCACAUGACUUAAUAUUCUUGAAGUUACUUAACACUUUUGAAAGUUAAAAACAUAUUUUGAAAUUACUUAACACUCUUGAAAAUCUAACGUAGAAGACUUCUCUUUUAGAAAAAACUUCUUAAGAAGCCUUCUCGGAUUAGCUAGAAACAUACAUAUUUGAAAUCUCAUAAUUAUCACCAAAUAAGUUAUGAAUUUCAUCCAGGAUCUCUAAUAUUGACUAAUACACAUGAAUUAAUAAUAAAAUAUUAAAAAGUCAUUUUAAUUGUAGAGAAAAUGAAAGUUUAUCAAACGUUGACGUAGAAGACUUUCUAAGAAGUCAAGUCUUCUCCGAGAAGACUUCUUAAGCAGUCUUAUGUUUAGGUAAUUUUUGCAAUUGCAAAUUUACGAAGGAAGACUUCUUAAGAAGUCUACUCUACAGAAGACAUCUUGAAAAGUCUUCUUUUGUUAAUAUUAGCUUAAUUUUAAAUUUAAAAAAUUCUCGAAAAUGCCAUAGAAGACUUCUUGAGAAGUCUUUUUGGAUAAAAAAGUUAGUUUGCAAUUAACCAAAGUUUGUCAGAAACUUGACUUUUUCUAGAAGACUUCUCGGAAAGUCUUCUCGGGAAGAAUUCUAUAGAAGUCUUCUGAAAGUCUUCUCAUGAAGACUUCCUUCUGAAAGUCUUCUCAAUGUUGUAAGAAGUUUACCUGAGAUACUUUUGCAAUUGACUAAUAUUUGACUUUUCCAGAGAUGACUUCUCUAGAAGUUUUCUUUCGUAACCAAAGUUUUAUCCAAACCCCGGAAUAAAAAUUGAGAAGACUUCUUUAACUUCUAAAGAAGUCUUCUUCGAGAAGAAUUCUCAAGAAAUCUUUUCAUUAAUAUUAAAUGUUUCACUAUUAUUUUUCAAUUGCAAAAGUAACCCACGCAGACUUCUUGUGACAGUAAGAAGACUUCGGGAAAACUUCCAGAAGACUUCUAUAUAAGUUUUUUCCGAGAAGACUUCUCGGGAAGUCUUCUAUAAAAUGUCAAAUUUUGGACAAACUUCGGUCAAUUGCAAAAUUAAUAUAUUUAUCUGAGAAGAAUUCUCGAGAAGUCUUCUCUGGAAUUUUUGGGUUUUUUUUUAAUAAAUGAAAGUUAGAAGACUUGUAGGAAAGUAUUUUUGAUGGAAAACAUAUCUAGCGAAGUCUUGUGAAAGUCUUCUUGAAGUCUUCUGAAAGUCUUCGCAAAACAGAUCUGGGAAAAAAUUGAUUUCAUACCUUGAGCCUGUAAGAUUACUUGCUUAGAUUCUCCAAGCACCCAUAACUUCACUACCAAAGCUACUAAGUCGUUGAUUACCACGGAUCAUGAGCUUCAAUGUCUCUAUGAACCUUACAAAGCUUGGAAUCAAAAUCUUGUUGUUUUUGGAUGAGUUUGAAGAGAGAGUGAAAGAGAGGUUAUUUGUGUGCAUAAAUAAUGAGAUAUGAAUAGCAAUAAUCGAAACUUUGGUGCAUUAAAAGCUUCAAAUUGAUUUUUCAUGGUAGUUAGUGUAUUGAUCACGAUGGUAAUAUUGUAAAUACUUGGUGAAGAUGAGGAUGAUAAGAUUUUUUUUUUUUUUUUGUCAUCAACUUUACAGACUCAUGUUGACUCUGUAAACCAAACUGGGAGAUUUUGAUCCAUGUGAACUACAAAAGACGUUUUCUUCCUAGCACUGCGGGCUAAGCUAUCUGCCUUCUUGUUCUGCGUUCUUGGUACAUAGAUAAUCUAUGCUCGGAAAAAAUUCUCUUUCAGGCUGUUUAUAUCUUCCAAAUAACUUGCAAAUGCUGGCCAUUCUUCUGCUUCUGAAACCAUCUUCACCAAUUGAGAACAAUCUGUUGCAAACGUAACCUGAAAUUGUCGUAAGUUUUUCAUACAUUCCAUUGCCCAUAAUAAAGCUUCCAUCUCCGCAUGAAGAGGAGUAAGGGAAGCCCGAACAUUUCUUGCACCCAUCAAACCCGCAAAUCCUUCUAGAGUACUGUACCAUCUUUGACCUAAAAAAACCUCAUUCUCUUUCCAGGAACCAUCCGUAAAACACCAUCUUCCUGAAAUUGACGGAAGAAUCGUAGCCUCUACCUGUGGACUCCUCUUGUGAUCAGUCAGUAUUUGUGCCUCAGCCCAGAGUUUUAAUUCCGUUUUUGCCAGUUUAAGGGUAUCCAACGGAUCCACAUCCAAAUUACUAAAGACUUUAUUAUUUCUUCCUUUCCAUAUAUACCAUAGUAUCCAUGCAAACUGAUGAUCCUCCAUCUGUGGAACAAUUCUCCAAAAGAGAUGAUCCAUAUUCACAAAGAGAGAACUUAUUGGAAACAUAGCUGGAUUUGUUGGAAUCUUUGAAAGAGCCCAUGUCUGAAGUGCAGGAGGACAUUCAAAGAAUACAUGGUUGAUCGAUUCCUCCUCAGCUCCACAUCUUGCACAAACGAUAUCUCCGGGCAUCCCUCGCUUAUGCAGAUUCUUCUUGACUGAUAUACACCCUGUCACCAAUUGCCAUAGAAAAUGCUUAAUCUUUGGUGGGCACCGUAUUUUCCAACAAUAUGCCUUCAACAUAUCCACUGUGGGUCCAAACACUAAUGCUGGUUUUUCCCUAUCUGGGUAUAUCCUUUCAACCUGAUAUCUAGAUUUAACCGUGUAUUUUCCAUUAUUUGUGAAAUGACAUCCAUCUUUGUCUGCCGUCCGAGUUCUACUCAAUGGUAUACUUUCUAUUAAUUUCACAUCAUGUGGGUCUACCAAAGCCCGAAGCACCGGCGAAUUCCAUCUUCGCAAAUGAGGAUCAAUAAGAGAAUCCACUGUAAGGUCUGGGUAAAGAUUAUGUUGAUUUUUAUUUGCUGGUCUCGGGCGAGUGGUUGGGAGCCAAGGAUCAUUCCAUACGGAUAUAAAAAAUCAUGUUCCCACCCUUUUGAUAGUCCUCAUACGGAUAUGAGAAUGAUAAGAUAAAAGAAUCAUUUUCAAAAAAAGAAAAGAAAAAGAAAUGUAAUGGUUUUUUUUGUGAAUAACUCAAACUUCUAAAGUGAAUAAGAAAAAAAAUAUUUCAAAAAAAAGGUGUUUGACUUAAAAUUUUAGGUCACAUUUGAAAAAACCCCUCUUAAUUAUAAGGUUCAUUUUCUAAAAGUAAAGUGCGGUUUCUAAAAGCCCUUAUUUCGAAUGUUUACAACCGCCCCGUCCCGCACCGCAGUUAACAAUAAUAAAAAUCUCUACAUAUACUAUAUAUCUAUACGUUUUUAUAACUGUUAAAACCGCAUCGCAGUUAAACCGCUUGUUCCGCACCGCUCAAACCGCAGUCAUCAUUCGGAGCCUAAGUGAAAAAUUGGAGGUUGAACCGGGCGGCGGACAUAAUGUGCUCGGACAACACACUCCUUUCUUACUGUCUUUUAAUUAUAAACUAAUAAAAAAUUCGCAUUUUGGCAAUAAAUUCACCGUCAAUUCAAGCAAGACUUUCCACAGGUGUGAGAGUUUUCACAGUUUUUAUUGUAUAAUUGAUUGUUUUUAAUAUUGAUCUCUAAAUUUUUUUAAAAUAUAAUAUAUAAGAAUUUAAACCCUAUAAAUUAUAAAAUAGGUAUGAAAAUUUACAGUGAAGUAAAAAUGUUUAUAGCUCUUUUAGUCAGGUUUUUUUGUCCGAAAAUGUUUAUUGCUUAAAUUGAUCGUAUCUUCAAAUUGAAUUUAUAUAUUUUAUGUUACAGUAACUGAUAGGUUAAUAAAAUAGUAUAUAAACUGGUGCGGAGUCAAAAUAGAUCUUUUUAGGCUUUUAGGUCCGGACCUUUGCAAAAGUUGCCGUUUUUUUGUUAUUUUUAUUUUUUUUAAACAGCUUUGUUUCCAUUUUGUCAAAAUCUUGAGGGAAAGUGACAAAAUAAGUAACCAAAUUGGUCAAAUCUGAAGAUAUUCUUCGAAGAAAGAAGAUGAAAAGGUCAAAGUUAUAACCUGAUUUCUUGGGACCUUCUGAGUGAGACAAAAAAGGGACAAGUCAUAUGAUAUAACAAAGGAGACACCUUUGUCUUUCAUUUUGCUGAUCUCACUCUUACGUCUAAGAAGACAACUUUUCUUGUCUAGUCACCAGAAAAUCUUGAAAGGUAUGAAACUUGAUGAAUAUACUACACGGACAAGAGCUUUCGUGUAGGUGUAGUGUGUGAAUGUGAUGAGUUUCGAUGGUUUGAAUAGUACAAACUGUGAUAAUACAAAAUAUGUGUCUAUUCUUGCACUAUCUUAUCUUAUGUCCUGCCUUUGGUGACUUCUUUUUCACUCUAUAACUUCUUGUUUUGGUCCUUUUUUUUCUUCUGUUGCAGAGAGUGAAAAAAUGAAUGGUGAUUUUGAUAUUUCUAAAGGAGAUGAUGAGUUUGAGAGUGAUAGCUUCGAAGCAAUGUCUGGCGAUGAUGAUGAUAAACAUGAACAACGCCCUAAAAAGAAGAAGAAGAUGUCAAAGUACCGUAGACACACUUCUUACCAGAUUCAAGAACUCGAAUCUUUCUUCAAAGUGUGUCCUCAUCCUAAUGAGAAGCAAAGGCUUGAACUUGGAAGCAAACUUUCUUUGGAGAGUAAGCAAAUCAAGUUUUGGUUUCAGAACAGAAGAACACAAAUGAAGACGCAACUAGAGAGGCAUGAGAAUGCGAUUCUCAGACAAGAGAAUGAAAAACUGCGUGUCGAAAACGGUAUCCUCAAAGAAGCAAUGAGAAGUCCUCCUACAUGCAACAACUGUGGUGGAGCAGCUACACCAGGUAACGUCUCACAUGAUCAGCAGCAGCUUAGGAUGGAGAACGCUAAGCUUAAGUACGAGCUCGAUAAGCUUUGCGCUUUAGCAAACAGAUUCAUUGGCGGUUCUAUCUCACUAGAGCAGCCUUCAAAUGGUGGGGUUGGCUCACAGGAUUUGUCUUUAGGACAUGGUUUCACCAGAGGUACUUCGACCUUUAUGGAUAUUGCCGCGGUGGCUAUGGAUGAGUUGAUAAGGCUAGCUGAAGUGGAUAAUCCUUUAUGGACAAAAUGUUCAAAGAGCGAGAGGGAUUCAAUGAAGCACGACCAGUAUACAAGCAUUUUUGCGGGAAGUAAACAUCCAGGUUUUGCAGCUGAAGGUUCAAGAGAAACUGGUUUAGUUCUCAUCAAUAGCUCGACUCUAGUGGAGACUCUAAUGGACACGAACCGAUGGGCAGAGAUGUUUGAGUGUAUUGUAGCUGUUGCAUCAACCGUUGAAGUGAUAUCUAACGGUAGUGGUGGAUCUAGAAACGGCGCUCUUCUGUUGAUGCAAGCAGAGUUUCAAGUUAUGUCUCCAUUGGUUCCAAUCAGACAAUUAAAGUUUCUUAGAUAUUGCAAGCAACAUGGAGAUGGUUUAUGGGCGGUCGUGGAUGUUUCUUAUGAUGUAAACAGAGAAAGUCAGGACUUGAAGUCUUAUGGUGGCUUAAAGAGGCUUCCCUCUGGAUGCAUCAUACAAGACAUAGGCAAUGGUUGCUCCAAGGUGACGUGGAUUGAACAUUCAGAGUAUGAAGGGAGUCAUAUCCAUCCUCUUUACCAACAAUUGCUCGGUUCUUCGGUUGGGUUAGGUGCAACCAAAUGGCUUGCAACUCUGCAGAGACGAUGUGAAAGCUACACAACCCUUUUGUCUUCUCAAGACCAAACAGGUUUGCCACUUGCUGGCACCAAGAGCACACUAACACUUGCACAGCGUAUGAAGCGCAACUUCUAUUCAGGCAUAACUGGAUCGCCCAUCCACAAAUGGGAGAAGCUUGUCGCUGAGAACGUAGGACAGGAGACAAGGAUACUGACCAGGAAGAGCCUUCAGCCGUCUGGUGUUGUAUUAAGCGCUGCAACGUCUAUGUGGCUACCGGUGACUCAGCAGAGACUGUUUGAGUUUCUGUGUGAUAGUAAAUGCAGAAACCAGUGGGAUAUUUUGUGUAAUGGUGCUUCAAUGGAAAACAUGCUUCUCAUCCCACAAAGGCAAAGUGAAGGAAGAUGCGUCUCUCUUCUUCAACAUGCUGGAAAGCAUCAAAAUGAGAGCAGUAUGCUAAUCCUGCAAGAGACAUGGAGUGAUGCUUCCGGUGCGCUUGUGGUUUAUGCACCCGUCGAUGUGCCAUCUACGAACAUGGUAAUGAGCGGUGGAGACUCAGCUAACGUUGCGCUUCUUCCAUCAGGGUUCUCCAUAUCGCCUGAUGGAUCAUCAUCAUGGUCUGAUCAGAUCGAUAAAAAUGGAGGUUUGGUGAACCAUGAAAGCAAAGGAUGUCUCCUGACAGUAGGGUUUCAGAUCUUAGUGAACAGCGUACCGACCACAAAGCUCAACAUGGAAUCUGUUCAAACUGUUAACAACCUCAUCGCUUGCACCAUUCACAAGAUCAAAGCCGCUCUUAGUAUACCUGCUUAGCUAAAUUUCUAGAGACCUAUUCUUGUUUCUCUUUCUGGAACAUUUUGUGAGAGAGUAGAAGACAAUAGAAAUUCAGUAAAACUUUGAGACAAAUAGUAAGUAGAACAAACAAACAAACAAAUGGGCCACAGAGUCUUGCAAAACUGAUUCUUUGUUUUGUUUCUGGCAUUUUCCUCCGAAUACAUGAAAAAAUUCCAUCUCAAGAAACAUACAAGACACCACGUCGAUAGAAAACAAGACUUGCAGAAGCAAAAGCCGACCAAACAAAAAGAACCCACCAAGACAUCAACAAACCAACUUGUCCAACGAA
Molecule: messenger RNA, 12515 nt
Organism: Brassica rapa (field mustard)
Lineage: Eukaryota; Viridiplantae; Streptophyta; Magnoliopsida; Brassicales; Brassicaceae
Product: homeobox-leucine zipper protein HDG7
Molecular function (GO): lipid binding; DNA binding
Source: RefSeq, a predicted model, not a curated record